Messenger RNA from Zonotrichia albicollis (white-throated sparrow), 3415 nucleotides. Lineage: Eukaryota; Metazoa; Chordata; Aves; Passeriformes; Passerellidae. The record is from RefSeq and is a predicted model, not a curated record.
GUGCUGCUGAUAUUUCCAUUGCACAGCGGGAAGCACCAUAUAAAGUUUUUUUGUCUUCAUUUCUUCUCUGAAGUGUUUUUAUUAUGAGUCAGAGACAAAGUAUUAGAAUGGCAUAAAAUAUGGCCCAGUUCUACUACAAAAGAAGCGUCAAUGCUCCCUACAGAGAUCGAAUCCCUCUUCGCAUCGUGCGGGCAGAAUCCGAACUGUCCCAUUCAGAGAAGGCCUACCUGAAUGCCGUGGAGAAAGGAGAUUACGCCAGUGUAAAGAAAGCCUUGGAGGAGGCAGAAAUUUAUUUCAAGAUCAAUAUUAACUGCAUUGAUCCCCUGGGAAGAACUGCACUCCUAAUUGCAAUUGAAAAUGAGAACCUUGAGCUCAUUGAGCUUCUCUUAAGUUUUAACGUGUAUGUGGGAGAUGCUCUGUUGCAUGCCAUACGGAAGGAGGUGGUUGGAGCCGUGGAGCUGCUGUUGAAUCACAAGAAACCCAGUGGAGAGAAGCAGGUGCCACCAGUGCUUCUGGACAAGCAGUUUUCAGAAUUUACACCGGAUAUCACACCUAUUAUUCUGGCCGCCCACACCAACAAUUACGAAAUCAUAAAGCUCCUGGUGCAGAAGGGGGUGUCUGUGCCCAGGCCGCACGAGGUGCGCUGUAACUGUGUGGAAUGUGUCUCAAGCUCAGAUGUGGACAGCCUCCGCCACUCUCGCUCCAGACUCAAUAUCUACAAGGCUCUGGCGAGCCCAUCAUUGAUUGCUUUGUCCAGUGAGGAUCCUUUCCUUACCGCUUUUCAGCUGAGCUGGGAGCUGCAGGAACUGAGUAAAGUCGAAAAUGAGUUUAAGUCAGAGUAUGAGGAACUGUCACGGCAGUGCAAGCAAUUUGCAAAAGAUCUUCUGGAUCAGACACGGAGUUCCAGGGAAUUGGAAAUUAUUCUUAAUUACAGAGAUGAUAAUAGCUUGAUAGAAGAACAAAGUGGUAAUGAUCUUGCAAGAUUGAAACUGGCAAUUAAGUACCGUCAAAAAGAGUUUGUUGCUCAGCCCAACUGCCAGCAGCUGCUCGCAUCCCGCUGGUACGACGAGUUCCCUGGAUGGCGGAGGCGACACUGGGCAGUGAAGAUGUUGACAUGUGUUGUGAUAGGACUCCUUUUCCCAGUCUUCUCUGUGUGCUACCUGAUAGCUCCCAAAAGCCCAUUGGGGCUGUUCAUCAGAAAGCCAUUUAUCAAAUUUAUCUGCCAUACAGCAUCGUACUUGACUUUUCUGUUCCUGCUGCUGCUUGCCUCUCAGCACAUCGACAGGUCAGACCUCAGCAUGCAGGGACCCCCUCCAACCAUCGUCGAGUGGAUGAUUUUACCGUGGGUCCUGGGUUUUAUCUGGGGUGAAAUUAAACAGAUGUGGGAUGGUGGACUACAGGACUACAUUCACGAUUGGUGGAAUCUCAUGGAUUUUGUAAUGAACUCCUUGUACUUGGCAACAAUCUCCUUGAAAAUCGUUGCAUUUUCAAAGUACAGUGGGUUAGUUCCACGGGAGAGCUGGGACAUGUGGCACCCAACCCUGGUGGCUGAGGCCCUGUUUGCAAUUGCAAACAUCUUCAGCUCCCUGCGCUUGAUCUCAUUAUUCACUGCAAAUUCUCACCUGGGACCUCUGCAGAUAUCUCUAGGAAGAAUGUUGCUGGACAUUUUGAAGUUUCUCUUCAUAUACUGCCUUGUGCUGCUCGCUUUUGCAAAUGGAUUGAACCAGCUGUACUUCUACUAUGAGACAAAUGAACCUGGCAACUGCAAAGGAAUACGAUGUGAAAAGCAGAAUAAUGCAUUCUCAACGUUAUUUGAAACGCUGCAGUCAUUAUUCUGGUCUAUAUUUGGACUCAUCAAUCUCUAUGUGACCAAUGUGAAAGCAAGGCAUGAAUUCACUGAAUUUGUUGGGGCCACCAUGUUUGGUACCUAUAAUGUAAUAUCUCUGGUUGUUCUACUCAACAUGCUAAUAGCCAUGAUGAAUAACUCUUACCAACUCAUUGCUGAUCAUGCAGACAUUGAGUGGAAGUUUGCUCGAACAAAACUCUGGAUGAGUUAUUUUGAAGAAGGAGGAACUCUGCCCACUCCUUUUAAUGUCAUACCAAGCCCAAAGUCUUUGUGGUAUCUGAUCAAAUGGUUAUGGAGACACCUUUGCAAGAAAAAAAUUAGAAGAAAGCCUGAAAGUUUUGGAACAAUAGGGAGACGUGCAGCUGACAAUUUGCGGAGACAUCAUCAAUACCAGGAAGUUAUGAGAAAUCUGGUUAAAAGGUAUGUUGCAGCAAUGAUAAGAGAUGCCAAAACUGAGGAAGGAUUGACAGAAGAAAAUUUUAAGGAGUUAAAACAAGAUAUUUCCAGCUUUCGCUUUGAAGUCCUGGGUUUAUUAAAAGGAAGCAAGCUGUCUAAUUUGCAGACUGGGAAGAUGAGCAAAGACACUGCCUCUCUGUCAGAAAAUGAAGAAAAUAGCGAGAGUGAAGGAAACAAGAAAGGAAAGAAGAAACCCUUCAGCCUUUUUGACAUAACAACGAUGAUUCACCCACGAUCAGCCAAUAUCGCCUCUGAAGGACAUAGUGUAAGCAAUGGCUCAGCAAUGAUGGUGUCGGAGACCACUCAGGAGAAACAAAAGCGGGUGAAUUUUGUAACAGACAUAAAAAAUUUUGGGUUGUUUCACAGACGAUCAAAAACAAACUCUGUGGAACAGAGUAAAAAUAAAAUAUACACCGUUUCUGAAGAAGUUUCCCGCCAACAGGCAGAAGAACAAUGUGAGAAAACUGAUGAACUGGAAGAGGGAGAAUUGAUCAUGAACUGUGAAUUAAACUUCCGAAAUCCUGGCAAAAAAUGUGUUUUAGCUGAGUCACAAAAUACCAGUGAGUCUUUGGAUUCACACGAAGAGGGGAGUAUUUGUCCUUCAGAAACAGAGAAAAUGGAGUUACAGAGCUCAGAACCUGCCACUCCACAGGAUCAGCUGGGCAAGGCUUUGGACAUUAGCAUUGACUCUGAUGGGAAACAGGAAACAAUUGUUCAGGGGGACUAUGUGAUAACAAGGUUGUGAUGCUUACAGGAGGAAGCAUUUACAAAUAUAUAUAUUUUGCAUAGUGCUUUUGGGGGGGAAUGUUUUAAGAACUAUAUUAGCUAAUGCAGAAUUACACUUUAUAGUACUCAACUGUGGCACAUGAUCUUGUAACAUAGUAGUCAAGAGAAAGAAAAUAUGAGGACCUUCUGUUUUGUAGCCUGCUUUAGCUUUCACGAUUUGUUUUACAUUUUUUAAUAAAUGGAAGCAUCUUGUAUUCUUGUACUGUUGCAAUAACCCACAGAAACUUUUUAGCUAUCUUUUUCAAUUACAACAAAUGGAAUUUCUCUCAUAUGAUAGUUGACUCCUAUGAUAAAUAUUUUUCUAUGCAAAUAAAAAGUAGCUUAAGA